GACGGAGGCAGGAAAUAAAGAGUCGAAACCGCAUUUAAUCUUUCUGGACAGUUUGGAGAAAAAAAUGUUUCGAUGCUCCGCAGGCACAUCCCCUCACGCAUCGUUUUCUCGCCUGAUCAUUGGAAUACGAAGUCUUGGGAAACCCGCAACACGGUCCACUUAAGCAUUUGGAACAGUUAGCCUUUUUUUCCUUCUGCAACGGAGUUUCUAAAAUAUUAUUUCAUGUUAAAUUAUCUUCAUCUUUCGGGAAAGGUUGCUCGCGGACUAUGACACGGUUUAUGGAUAAAACCCAAUAAAGAUGCGUGACAUGGUUGCCCUAAAGUUUUCUUUAUUAAUUUAAAAAAACAGGAUUUAAUUAAUACGGGUUUGGGAUUAUUGCCCGUGCAUUGUACCAUAACUGCUCCGACGCAUACGGACAAGAUCAAUAUAAUAAUUCUUUUUUUUCCCAGACUAAUGCGCUCAGGUUCUGGGGAAGCUUUUUUUUGACUAGCUUGCACCGGGGCACCCAAAUGUGCGACAUGGAUGGACUGCAGGAUUGAAAGGCGGUGUGAGGUUUUUCCCCGUCCUGAGAAGCGAGCCGGAGAGCGUGCGGCGGGCAGGUGCGCCUUGCGAAGCCGGCGGAUGCGAAGGGGAAGCCGUCCGAGUGUCAUGCAGGCUGGAGCGUCAAGCGCCAGUUGCCUCUAAACCCGAGGACGGCCGCUGAUAGAUACGCGGUGAUGGGGUCUCUGGUGCGAAGCCAGUGGCUGGUGGUGCCUCUCCUGCUCCAUGCCUGGAUCCUGGCCUCCCCAAGCAGCCUCCGCGAGCGGCCUUGUCCCCGGAGUUGCCGCUGCGACGGUAAAAUCGUCUAUUGUGAGUCCAGCGCUUUCCGCGACGUGCCACAGAACUUGUCCACGGGCUGCCAGGGGCUGUCGCUCCGCUACAAUAGCCUGGCGAGCCUCCGGGCCGGCCAGUUCGCCAGCCUCGGCCAGCUGGUCUGGCUCUACCUGGACCACAACUACAUCAGCACCGUGGAUGGCCGGGCCUUCCAGGGCGUGCGGCGGCUGAAGGAGCUCAUCCUGAGCUCCAACAAGAUCUCACACCUUCACAAUGACACCUUCCACGCUGUGCCCAACCUUCGCAACCUGGACCUGUCCUAUAACAAGCUGCAGGCCCUGCAGCCGGGCCAGUUCCAGGGCCUGCGCAAACUGCUGAGUCUGCACAUUCGCUCCAACUCUCUGAAGAGCAUCCCCAUGAGGCUCUUCCAGGACUGCCGCAACCUGGAGUUCCUGGACUUGGGCUACAACCGCCUGCGAAGUCUCACGCGUAACGCCUUUGCGGGACUGCUUAAGCUGACCGAGCUGCACCUGGAACACAACCAGUUCUCCAAGAUCAACUUUUCCCACUUUCCACGUCUUAACAACCUGCGGGCGCUCUACCUGCAAUGGAACCGCAUCCGGUCCAUCAGCCAGGGCCUCACGUGGACGUGGACCUCCCUGCAGAAGCUGGACCUCUCUGGAAAUGACCUCCAGGUGGUGGACUCACAUAUCUACCAGUGCCUGCCCAACCUCCAGACCCUCAACUUAGACUCCAACAAGCUCAGCAAUGUGUCCCAAGAGGCAGUGGCUGCCUGGAUCUCACUGACUACCAUCAGUCUAGCGGGCAAUGUGUGGGAAUGCAGUUCCAGCAUCUGCCCCCUAGUGGCCUGGCUUAGGAACUUCAAAGGAAACAAGGAGACGACCAUGAUCUGCGCUGGACCUAAGGAGGUCCAGGGGGAGAAGGUGAUGGAUGCCGUGGAAGCGUACAGCCUUUGCAGAGCCACACCGGCCCCACCCGCCCAGACGCCGUCCACUCUGUCCAGCAGCCCAUCUAAACCCAAGAGGUUACCCAUCCCCACCUUGUCCAAAGUGACGGAGGACCUGUCCCGGGGUAACCAGGCCAGCCCGUCUCCCACGGGCGAUCUCUCCGCCAUGCCGGAGCAGGAAUUCGAACACGUGUCCUUCCAUAAGAUCAUCGCUGGCAGUGUGGCGCUCUUCCUGUCGGUGGCCAUGAUCCUGCUGGUCAUCUACGUGUCGUGGAAGCGGUACCCGGGCAGCGUGAAGCAGCUGCAGGAGAACUCGCUGGGCCGCAAGCGGCGGAAAAAGGCCCGUGAGACCGAGCGCACCCUCAGCUCGCCGCUGCAGGAGUACUAUGUGGACUACAAGCCCACAAACUCUGAGACCAUGGACGUGCUGGUCAAUGGGUCAAGCCCGGUCACCUACACCAUCUCGGGCUCCCGCGAAUGCGAGGUUCCGCACCAGGUGAGUGCACUGACCUUCUAUAGGUAUGAGCAGCCAGUAAUGGACUACUGCCAAGCCCACCAGCCUUUGCACCUCAACAUGGGCUUUGAGGGCCCCCCCCAGGCUUUGGAGGACCGGGGGCUACGCGAGCGCAUCGUGGUGCAGACUCUGCCCCCCACCCCCGCCUCGGCUGCCACCCUCACCCGGCCCCGCGCCUCUCCGCAGUGAGGGAGGCGGGAUGAGGUUGGGCUGCGGCUCAACAAGGGACCCAGACUGGCACAGAACUGUGGGGUGGGGGGAUGAACCUGAUAUGAAGCAGUAUGGGGUGGGGGUCGUUACUCACUUAAUCGGACUUGUGUCUCAUCUGAGGAAACCCAGUAAUGGGGGGGGGGGGGUGUUCUAGAGAACCAGAACAAUUUAUCAGUGCAAUAUGGGUGUACAAAAACAAACCAACUGAAAGCUAAUUCUGUAAAUGACAAGAUGACAAGCUGGACACUUUUCAAAUGUGUUUUUUUUUUUUUUUUUAGUUGGUAAUGAAAAUUAAAGUAUAUUUAAUUUGCUCUUCAUUGAACAGUUCCCUCACCUAAAUUUUUCGAUUAAUUAACGUAGAUGUUUCCCCAAAAGCUUGGGAGAUAAUUCAUCAAAGUGUAAAAUCAACAGCACCGAGGAGAAGACCGGGGACUGAACUGCAGAGCAGAUUAAAGUUUAACAGCCGGAGAGUCUUUUUCCUGCUGGGUCCGAAGCAGCUAACAGUUGGUGAAAACAAAAAGGCCUUUGUGAUUGUUUGAUUGUAUGGAGUGAGAUGCCCAGCGUGCGCCCGCUCACAUGACAGCAUUCUCUUACUGAUAUGUUGAUGUAUUUCUGACACAAUCUCUUUUUAUAUUGCGCUCUAUUGACACACAACAUCACCUUAAACGUCUUACCAAAGACAAGUACAUGUCUUGUUUCCCAUGUUAUUUUACGUUUAUUACAUACCUUAGUGCUGGAGGAAUGCAAUUAUACGCAGGCAAUAGAGAAGAUGCCUCGUUAAGGGCAUAUUUACAAUAACUGUCGAGCCCUUUGGGUCCUCCUGGUCCUGCUGAGAAUGUACAGGCCUUGCUGGUGCAUCUCACUUUUAAUAAUCCGACAAGUCUGCACCGUAUCUACGAGCUGAGGCAUCCGCACCCAUCUGACGCUGAACCACCCCGACCCUUGGCCAGAGGCACCGUGAGCGGCUUCGGGACUCAGUGACUGCACUGGGGUCGUCCGCUGCCCCCUGUAGACCUGCGUGUAAACUACACCGGUCCCAGGUACUCCCCGACCCCCCGAAAGACUCUCUGAAGUGAACCCUCCUCACCCGCCGUCGCUCUGUCUACUCCACCUGGAUUCUUUCAUCCCGCCAGCUCUGCUUCCCCCUACCCAUUCACCCUGCUGCACACAGCAGCCCCGCCCCCACGCCUGCGAUGGGGAGGGGAGGGCCGGCUGUCGACGCCGUUACAUUGCGGAAGGGAUUUGCCCUCUUCGAAACAGAGCUGCCCAUCUUCGGGGAAAAGAGGGGCCUCUUCAAGGCUGCAAGGGAACGCUGACACGCAUCUAAUGGAACUUGUUCGCCUUGUUAAUCUUGUAAAUAGCGAAUAAAAAAAGGGAUGUUACUUCUUCAGAAACACAAUCAUGUGCCCGCGAAGAGGAGCCUUAUCUCAAACCCAGGUGAGCCAGAACAGAAUCGUCUGAUGGAUGUUUAUUGCGAAUGGAUUUGUGUGGGGCUUUGGGAAGCUGGUGAUUGGCAAUACAGGCUUGCUGUAACAGAGAAUUCCUACUUUAUCUCAUUUUUCUAUUCCAUGUUUCAUAAGAGUCUGUUAAACCCGGGUCAAUAUGUACGGCGAGGUUUGCAUUCUGAAGGAGUGCCCAAACUUUUUGGUCAGAUUCUCCCUCACACACACCUUUAAGCCGUGCGUUCAUCAAAAAGAUGACUUUUGUUUCAAAUAUGUAUUUUAAAUAUCAUACUGCAGAUACCAUUGGCCACGUUUUUUAAAUGUGUUAUAAAUCAACUGUUUGGUUCUUAGUUCUGUCUUUGGCAGCGAGUGUUGAGUGUUUUGGAAAGAAAACGAUCAGUUAUCAUUGCUUUGUGCUCACAGUGUCUGUGUAUCUUUAUAGGCAUCUUCAAGGCAUGAUAAGACUGAAUAUAUAGCCAUAAAUGGUUUUAUACACCUCAAAAUUUAAUGAAAUAAUAUUUGAUGGGUGGAUGAAAGACGGCUGACUGGAGAUAGCAACAUCUCCCAGGUCACUGCAGAAGGUUUGGCUAAAUAUGAAGUCCAUCUUGCUUUUGAUAAUUGGCCCCCUCCUUAUUUUGUAAAGCAAAUUUCUUAUUAAUGAAUCACGUUAAUAAAUAAUGUUGUGCUUUCCGA
Messenger RNA from Brienomyrus brachyistius, 4639 nucleotides. Its product is annotated as leucine-rich repeat transmembrane neuronal protein 4. Gene Ontology annotation, molecular function: protein binding. Lineage: Eukaryota; Metazoa; Chordata; Actinopteri; Osteoglossiformes; Mormyridae. The transcript has 3 exons. Bases 717 to 2483 code for a protein of 588 amino acids. The record is from RefSeq and is a predicted model, not a curated record.